AAACAAAAAUCGUAUAUAAAGACAUCUCCAACAGUCAGCGGGCAGCAGUCGUUUAUCGUUUUUAUCUCAAGACACAUUGUGAGAAAUUACCCAAGAAAGUUCAAAAUGAAGUUUUUAAUCAUGGCAAUUUUAGUGACCGUUUUGGCAAUGGCAUUCGUAGCAGCCGUUCCUGUUGAUGAAACUGUAGUCGGUGACCUGUACGAACCAUCCGAGACAUACAAUCCACAAGAUCCAAAUUCAUUCUUCAAAUUGAAGAAACUCAAGAAACUCUUGUUCUUGGGUUAAAUGCUUACACUUGAGCUAAUACAGAAAAGAAGAAAUUAAAAUGCCAAAUUUUUUAUAAAUAAUUUAAAAAAAAAAAAGAACAAAACGCCAACAUACACAUUUGCUGUAAACGCAAUGUUUGUCUUGUAUUUAUCCACUUGCAUGUAAACGAAAAAUUAAUUUGAAAAAUAAAAUUUCAUUAUUUAAAACCUUUC
Messenger RNA from Bradysia coprophila, 479 nucleotides. RefSeq lists its product as uncharacterized. Lineage: Eukaryota; Metazoa; Arthropoda; Insecta; Diptera; Sciaridae. The record is from RefSeq and is a predicted model, not a curated record.